Molecule: messenger RNA, 2425 nt
Organism: Thunnus maccoyii (southern bluefin tuna)
Lineage: Eukaryota; Metazoa; Chordata; Actinopteri; Scombriformes; Scombridae
Product: major histocompatibility complex class I-related gene protein-like
Exons: 8
Coding region: 147-1187 (346 amino acids)
Biological process (GO): immune response
Cellular component (GO): external side of plasma membrane
Source: RefSeq, a predicted model, not a curated record
CCUUUAACAACAUUGGUCUCCUUAUCGGUCACAUCUGAACUGUGACUCUUCACUGACAGACACGCCCCACGUACUUGUCAGUAUUAAAGACACAUUUAACAUCAGCUGACUCUGGCUCUGGAGCUCUGCCUACUUAUCCAAACAAGAUGAGGAAAUUAAUUGUGUUGCUCCUCUUCUCUCACGUUGUCUCACCAGUGAAACACUCCCUGAAAUAUUUCCUCACUGCAACUUCUGGAGUGCCAAACUUCCCAGAGUUUGUGGGCGCUGCAAUGGUUGAUGAAGUUCAGGUGGGUUACUGCGACAGCAACAUCAAGACAGCAGAACCCAAACAGGACUGGAUGAAAAGAUUGAUAAAGGACGACCCACAGCAUCUGGAGUGGUAUGCUCUGAAGUGUUUAGGUAAUCAGCAGGUCUUCAGAGCCAACAUUGACAGCUUGAAGCAACGCUUAAACCAAACUGGAGGCUCCCAUAUUUUACAGAGGAUGAACGGCUGUGAAUGGGACGACGAGACAGGAGAGAUUGUUGGUUUUAAUCAGUACGGUUAUGAUGGAGAAGACUUCAUAGCACUGGACCUGCAGACACUGACAUGGAUCGCUCCAAAACCACAAGCUCUCAUCACCAAACUAAGAUGGGAUACUGAGAAAGCUCGAUUAGAAUACAAUAAGAACUACUACAUUCACAAAUGCCCCGAGUGGCUGAAGAAAUAUGUGCACUAUGGGAAGAGCUUUCUGCGGAGAACAGAGUUUCCCUCAGUGUCUCUCCUCCAGAAGACUCCCUCCUCUCCAGUCAGCUGCCACGCUACAGGAUUCUACCCUGACAGAGCCAUGAUGUUCUGGAGGAAAGAUGGUGAGGAGCUUUAUGAGGAUGUUGAACACGGAGAGAUCCUCUCCAACCAUGACGGAUCCUUCCAGAUGAGCAUUGAGCUGAAACUUUCAUCAGUCCCACCUGAAGACUGGAGGAGGUACGAAUGUGUGUUUCAGCUCUCAGGUGUGAAGGACGACAUCGUCACCGAACUGAACAAAGCAGUGAUCAGAACCAACUGGGUUUCUCCCUCAGAGUUCCCUGCUGGUCCUGUUAUUGGAGGUGUUGUAGGACUGCUGCUGCUCCUGGCAGUCUGCAUCACUGGAGUCUUCAUCUGGAGAAGGAAAGAUAAUGGAUUCAGACCAGCUAACUCUUCAGACUCAUGACCCUUUGAAACUUCUUCAGUCAAAGAAGUAGCUCCUAACUGAUCACCGAGUAACAACAUCUGGAGAGAACUGAUGCUGCUGUCCAGCUGUUUCCUCAAACCUUUGGUGGAGAUGAAUCACUGCAGCAGCUACCAGACACCAAAGAGCCACAACGUUACUCCAGUGGGGCAUCUUUUGUCUUCAGAUAUCAAAUUCAUGUCAGUUAGUCAUGUGAUGUACUGUCUUUGAUGAUGAUUAACAUUAAGUUCAUUCAUGGGAGACAUGAAUGACUCAGCAUGCUCUGCUCCUAAAGCUGGAUCCAAACAUCCUAAAACUUAAAUGUCCAACUACUCAUGCUUUCACUAACAAUUAGUUUGACAGUUGCAUUUCAGAAACACUAAUGAAGAUUCUGCACUAGGCCACGGUUGAAGACAUUUUAAUGUUUUUGUUUCUCUAUUUGUGUCAUUGUGAUUCCUUCCAUAGUUUGAAGUGUAAAUAUCUGUGACUUAUGUCUCAGUCUUCCAACACACAUUGCUCCUCCACUCCAAGUAACAGGUGUAACUCUUUUUACACAUACAUUUGUAAACGUUUCCACAACUUUACACCACACAAAUAUAUUUGUGAAUAUUUAGAUAAUCCUCAUGUCAUUGAAACUCACAUAUAAACACAAUAACACUUGUUAGAGCUUAUACAUUUAUAUCUUAUAUCAUGCCAUCUUCAAAUGUCUUGUAUUUGUCAUGCGGAUGAUGAAUGCUAAUGGUAAUUUUAAGGUUAUUGUUAAUGCUCAGAUUAUUGGGGUUAGAGGAUUAAUUAGGGUUUUACCUGUGAUGGAUGUACUUUAUUCCAUAUUACAAAAAUGGCAAAACUGAUUUGUCUACAUGACAGUAUACGUCUUCUCUAAGGUUAUGUGUGACUAAAUGUUUUCACUUCAGUUAAAGUUUGUCUCUACAUCAUCUACAAGCUAAUGAUUAAUUAUGAAUUUUUAAUCAAUUAUCUUUUCACUUGUGAUUUGUAAAACAUGAUUUUUUGGGGGUCACAGUUCUCAGAUGUGUCAUAUACAGUAGGUGUAGAAAUGAUCUCCUGUAUGUACAUAAGGUCAAAUGGGAAUUAGAAAAUAUAUUUUUAUAUAUCUUUUCUUUAUUUGGGUAACCUCAUUUUGUCUAGAGGGGCUGCUACAUUUUCUAGUGUCAUAUUUGUUCUCAUUUGUUCUAAUAGUGUUUAUAUAUUUACCUUCAAUUAAUAAAUAAAAUUCUUCUGAA